UGCAUCAUUCUUGAGAAAUACUUCCAUUGAGAUUGGCGAAAUCGUCGUGUGGGAUAGAAAAGGCAAAAAAAAGAGAGAGAGAGAGAGAGAAAUAAACAAUUUUUUUUUCCAGAAAAGGGAAUCCAAAAAUGCAUUUCAAGACCGUUUUUUCGUCGUUGAGAUUUGAUCCUAUCCCUUCACUCCCUUGUUCUUGGAUCUUUGUAUCUUCUUGCAAUCCCAAUCUUUCCCUAAAACACUUUUUAUUUUAUAAAAAAAUUCGCCAUUGAUUCUUGAAGCGCUUCGAAUUCUGUUGGAGCAAAAAGAUCCUUUUUUGAGCCUCCCCAACGAUAAUUUGCAUCAAAUCCAAUUCUGGGUCGGUUUCAAUUUCUCCAAAAGAUUCAUUCACUUUGUUGCAUUGUUUGUGCCCGAGGUUUUAAGGUUCGAUGAAGCGGCAAUGAGGUGUGUGGCUGAGAAAUGGAGGUUAGAUCAGAGGGUAUACAAGUGAGGUGUGAUAAACUUCAGAGUUCUGUGAUUCCUAGGACACGUUUGAGGGUUUGGUUCAUUCGUGUGUGCUCAAGCAUUGUGGUGUGGACGUGUCUAGUUCAGUUAAUGACAGUGAGUGAACUAUGGCAUUCACAUUUAAUUUCGGGAAUUACUAAUGGUAUAUAUCACAUAGCCCAAGUUCAGCUUCCAAUACAAGGGGACAAUGGGGUUGCUCAAUCGCCUCCUGUUGUUCUUCCUCCAAGAAAUUAUACAAGUAAUGGUUUUCUUAGAGUUUCCUGCAAUGGGGGCUUGAAUCAAAUGCGUGCUGCGAUUUGUGAUAUGGUAACAGUUGCUCGGUUUUUGAAUCUCACAUUGGUUGUUCCAGAGCUUGAUAAGACAUCAUUCUGGGCAGACCCUAGCAAUUUUGAGGACAUUUUUGAUGUGAAGCAUUUCAUUGAUUCUUUAAGAGAUGAAGUUCGGAUAGUGAAAAGAGUGCCCAAAAAGUUCAGUAGCAAACAUGGAUUCUCUACCUUGGAGAUGCCUCCUGUUAGCUGGUCAAAUGAAAAAUAUUACUUGGAGCAGAUUUUACCCCUUUUUGAAAAACAUAAGGUGUUACACUUUAACAAAACUGAUACCCGUCUAGCAAACAAUGGUCUUCCACUUGAUUUACAGAAACUCAGGUGUCGUGUCAAUUACCAGGCACUUAAAUUCACUCCUCAAAUUGAGAAUUUGGGGCACAAAUUGAUUCAGAUGCUUCAUGAGAAGGGAUCUUUUGUGGCAUUGCAUCUGAGAUAUGAGAUGGACAUGUUGGCUUUCUCAGGUUGUACUUGCGGUUGCACUGAUAAAGAAGCUGAAGAGCUCAAGCAGCUGAGAUAUGCUUUCCCUUGGUGGAGAGAAAAGGAGAUAGUUUCUGAUGAGAGGAGAUCACAGGGUCUAUGUCCUUUGACACCAGAGGAGGCAGCCUUAGUUCUGCGAGCCUUAGGUUUUGGUAGGGAGACACAGAUCUAUAUUGCAGCUGGUGAGAUUUAUGGUGGUGAACGUAGACUUGCACAAUUAAGAGCUUCAUUUCCACAAAUUGUGAAAAAGGACACAUUGCUAACUUGGGAUGAUUUGCGGCAGUUCCAGAAUCAUUCAUCACAGAUGGCAGCCUUGGAUUUUAUGGUUUCAGAAGCCAGUAACACAUUUGUUCCUACCUAUGAUGGGAACAUGGCAAAACUAGUGGAAGGUCAUCGUAGGUAUUCUGGUUUUAAAAGGACCAUCUUAUUGGAUCGAAAAAAGGUGGUAGAAUUGGUUGAUAUGCAUCAGAAUGGAACCCUUUCAUGGAUUGAGUUUGCAGAUGCUGUAAGACGGGUUCACGAGACGAGAAUUGCUCAGCCAACUCGGCGAAGAGUUAUAUUAGAUAAGCCAAAGGAGGAGGACUAUUUCUAUGCCAACCCUCAUGAGUGCCUGUGUGAGGAAAAUAACUGUGAUGACUUGCUAGGUCCUCACAACUCUAGUCAGGUAUCAUCAUGAGUUAGGAAAUGGAAUCCAAAAUAUGCACUGAUUCCACUAACUUGCUUUGUUAAGAAUCAAGAUUACUGCCCAAAGAUCAGAGAUUACAAGAAUUUUGAAGGAAACCAGGGAAAGGAAAGCAAAAGAGUAAAAAAAAAAACAAGAAAAAUGAGAGGAAAUAUUAGCUUAUGUUGAGGCUAGCAAAAGAUGCCCCUUCAUUUGUUAUAUCUUCAUUAGAUUUUUUUUUUCAUCCGCCUCUUGAAAGUUUCAUUCAAUGAAUAUUUGACAAUUCAAAUUUAGUAUACAUAGUGAAGAAAAAAAAAAAAAAAGAGGAUAAAAAGAGAAUGAGCAACCCAUUAUCGUAUCCUAAUCCUAAGGAUGAUUUUAAUGAAUUGACAUAUUAUGCUUUUAAUGAUUUGGUGUAUUGAUAAUUUUGAAAUACAUCAGAAUUUCAUACCCUUAAGCCAUUUCUGUUGGCUAAGUCAUGGGAAAUGAAUUGUAAGUUCGAAAAUUUGAUUGUUCUC
Messenger RNA from Glycine soja, 2477 nucleotides. Its product is annotated as rhamnogalacturonan I rhamnosyltransferase 1-like. The record is from RefSeq and is a predicted model, not a curated record. The coding region runs from base 454 to 1974 and encodes 506 amino acids. NCBI's taxonomy places the organism in Eukaryota, Viridiplantae, Streptophyta, Magnoliopsida, Fabales, Fabaceae. Gene Ontology annotation, cellular component: chloroplast; cytoplasm. The transcript has 9 exons.